Molecule: messenger RNA, 1605 nt
Organism: Gaeumannomyces tritici R3-111a-1
Lineage: Eukaryota; Fungi; Ascomycota; Sordariomycetes; Magnaporthales; Magnaporthaceae
Exons: 4
Coding region: 236-1171 (311 amino acids)
Cellular component (GO): nucleus
Source: RefSeq, a predicted model, not a curated record
AAGAAAUUUAGCCUGCCACGCCUGCCUGCCCCGGACCUCCAUUGCUUGGUCAAUGCGCGCGACUGGGGCUGGAAGCUCCAGCCCCAUCAAAGUUGAGGCUCUCGCGAUGGAAACGCGCCCAACCCACGACCGCAUGCCACGUUCCCAACCGGCGUAGUCCGUCGCAUCAACUCCUCGGCCGAUUGUCGCCCUAUCUAACAUCCCUCGAGAACGAAUACAAUCAGCGCCGGCCGUCAUGGGGAAGAAGAAGCGCAGUCAUCCCGACGUGGAGGAGAUUUUGGCCAGGCCCUGGUGCUUCUACUGCGAGCGAGACUUUGAGGAUCUCAAGCUUCUUAUUUCUCACCAAAAGGCGAAGCACUUCAAAUGCGACCGAUGCGGUCGCCGCCUGAAUACGGCGGGAGGUCUGGCCGUCCACAUGAACCAGGUUCACAAGGAAACGCUAGACAGGGUAGAGAACGCGAUUGACGGCCGCGAUGGCCUCGACAUCGAGAUCUUCGGAAUGGAAGGUGUCCCCGAGGAUCUCCUCAACCAGCACCGCACCAAGAUCAUCACAGACUUCUACUCGGCGCAGGAGGAGCGCCGGGCCGCAACCGGAAACCCUCCGGCCGGAACCCAGGGCCCGGCCAAGAAACUCAAAAUGGAAACACCGGAGGAGCUCAAGAAGCGGCUAGCAGAGCACAAAGCACGGAGGGCCAUGCAGAAGGCCGAUGUCGCAAGCCCCAUCCAGACCGCCAGCCCAGGCGCCUUUGUCUCACCUUUUGCGCCACCACAACAGUAUGCCCAGCCGGGAUUCCCCGGCAGCCAGGCUUACGCCGCCUCAUCUCUGCCUACCAGGCCUCCAGGCAACGUUGCAGUCGGUCAGGGGCUGCCGCAGCGGCCGCCGUACGGAGCGCACGCGGGUGCCCCACAAGGAGGCGCUUACCCGCAAUAUCCUACAUCUGCAGGCGCUGGUGUGCCAUCGACACUUGACGAUCUUGUAUCGGGAGCCGCACAGAGCGAUCAUAUCGACCAGUUGAUACGCUUGGCCGAGGCCGGCGUCAAGUCAGCGGGCGAUGGUGCUGCGGAACCCAAGAGCAAGAAGGACAAGAGCACACGCAUGGUUGUUGCUGGAUCCGCCUUCAGUCUAGAAGAGAUGAUGGUUCAGUGGAGAGGCAUAGCGACAGGGGCAUGAUCUCGGAAGGCUCCAUGACGAUCAAGACACUGGAGUUGUCGCUAGUUCCACGGGCGAGCGGCAUCGCUUAAGGAAAACUACAAGAGACAGAUAUCUUGGUGCUUUGUUUGAAUCUCACUGAACUUUCUCUAGAAUUUUGUUACUCUUUCUGAUUUGUGAUCGGCGGGCGGGCAGGCCUUUGGCUAGGAAAUCGUGAACUGAAGCUAUGUGAUGAUGAGAAGGGCCUCUGGGGUAGGUAGCACAAGGUAAUGACUACGCUCACCAUGUGAAUGCACAGAGGAGCAAUCAAAUUCUGGGUUCUGUUGGUACUAGCUGAGGAAGCUUCAUAAAGCAGGCAUGCUAGUCGAAGUAUUUGGGCACCUUGAACGAUCCCCUCCGACAGCCACUAUGUGCACCAGCCGAGAAACCCUUUAAUAGAGCACUAGAUCCUUGUG